This is a messenger RNA of Cyclospora cayetanensis, 570 nucleotides long. RefSeq lists its product as uncharacterized. The record is from RefSeq and is a predicted model, not a curated record. NCBI's taxonomy places the organism in Eukaryota, Apicomplexa, Conoidasida, Eucoccidiorida, Eimeriidae. The transcript is spliced from 3 exons.
AUGGGCGAUGGACGCAUAGAUGGAAAUACGUCAGAGACCAAAUCAGGCCAUCGUGAUAGCGGGGAUCGCUACACAGUAUUCGAGGGCGAGGAAGAGCAGACGGUGGCCUGGGAACGCGAAUACCUGGUAGGUCCUCUUCCGUGUGACAUUAUUGUGAGGCUAGGCUGGCUUAGCAGAUAUCGGGUAUCAUGGUAUUUUCGGUCGGAUACGCUGCGUAGAGAUAUGGACACCCACUGCUCUGACCUGCCAAUACUGCCGCGAGAGGGGUUCGCUGGAGUGAUAAACCCGGACUCCACAGUGCGAUUGCUACACGCUACCCUCGAAGUACUGGGCACCGCCCGAAACUUUUCAACGCUUUCCUUAGGAGCCGGUCUUUGCCAGAUAAGGUUUGCACCCAAAGCGGACAGGUAGCAGACUGUUUUCUGUGGAGUAAUGGGUCUCUUUGAAUUUAAGCUGAUGUCGUUCGGUAUCCAAGAUGCGCGCGCCUUAUCAAAGACCAAUAUCAAUGCUUUUCUCCAAAUUGUGUUGGCCCAAGGAACAGUUGGCUAUUUUGACGACAUUCGUAUAUAG